This is a messenger RNA of Aspergillus pseudotamarii, 2198 nucleotides long. RefSeq names its product putative HLH transcription factor (Hpa3). Gene Ontology annotation, molecular function: protein dimerization activity; DNA-binding transcription factor activity. Lineage: Eukaryota; Fungi; Ascomycota; Eurotiomycetes; Eurotiales; Aspergillaceae. The transcript is spliced from 4 exons. Bases 655 to 2184 code for a protein of 509 amino acids. Gene Ontology annotation, biological process: positive regulation of transcription by RNA polymerase II. Gene Ontology annotation, cellular component: RNA polymerase II transcription regulator complex. The record is from RefSeq and is a predicted model, not a curated record.
CCACCCGGUGUUUCGCCAGUACACUUGGUUUGGCCAUUCCUACCACCUACCACGUUAUUUCCACCCCCUCAAACGUCCGUCCUCUACCGCCCGCCCAGACCUGCUCUUUCAUAACCUAUACUUCUCGACAUCCUUAUAUAUUAGGGAUUUCUAAUAUCGAAUUUGGUUUUUACAGUGGAAAAAUUUCUGCGUGGUGGAUUUUGUGUGUUGUGGGUCGACGUCCGACUGGUUCCUGGUUGACGGAUACCCUUCGUGUCGCAUUGCCGAGUCACGCAUAGACAUCACGGGAAGAGUGUCUUUUUGAUCCCUUAAACCGGACUCUGGAUUGCAGUGAGUAUUUUGCGGGGUAUUUAGAAACAGAGAAGCAACCUUGGGUACGCUCUGGACGUUUCUGCGACAGCAAAUCGCCACUGUUGAGAUCUGGAAUAAGUGCUAGUUACACGAUUCUGGGGUCAUUUCUCGCAACGACAGAAAUUCUAUCGUCUUGAAAAUCAGACCGACAGUUCGACCCAUCUGACUGCCUGCCUAUUUGUUCGUGGAACAUGAGAUAAGUGCGCUUGAAUCGGUCUAUCCUAGAUUCAAUACCAGGACCCUCGUUUUAUCACGAUCCCUUUUCGUUUUCCGCAUUGGCACGCAUACCGUGAAUAAUCGACCAUGGAAGCCACACUUACCCAUCGGCCAUGGGAGCCAGCCACCACUGGACCCCAAACCCCUACAGUAUCUUCAUCGCAGACCCUCCCCUCGAUAUCGACGUUGACAGCGAGCAUGACCAGCACCGCUGCUCCUCCGGCGGAGAAGUCGCCCGGUAAUGUGUCGUUGAACACAAUUGAGCGCGAUUCGGGGAAUUGGUCUAUGCCUCAGAGCACAAGAUCCUCUACCUACUCCACCGCGACAAAUGGGACCGGGAACUACCCUUCUCUUUCAUUCCUUACGUCCUCUCAGCCGUCUCCCAAUCGCGUGUCCACGGUCUCCGAUCGAUCUCCUUAUAACGACCAUUCGAACGCCAAUACCCCCUCCUCCUCGGGUGCGCAGCCAUCUCCGAACUUUGGCUCGGCGCAGCCAAACUCAACGCUUCCUUCCAUUAACCAGAACUAUGACGCGCCAUCUCAAAGAGGUAGUAUUGCAGAACCAGCGGAGUCGCGACGGAGCAGUAUUGAUAGUCGGAUGAAUCAGGGAAUAAGCUCUCUUGCCAUCAACCCCGCUUCUCCCUAUCAUAGCACGAAUGCGUCGCAGACAUCGAUUGUCUCGGGGUUACAGCGGGAGCGUGGAAUAUCUAUGGAUGUGAAUAUGAAUAAUACUUACCGAGGCCCUCGCUAUUCUGGGGGACAGCCUCUCUCCCCUUUGGGCCCACGGGCUAGCGAACAUCGUGGAUUUGCGGCUGGCCGCACUGCGCCCGCGAUCUCGUCGAACCCUCGCUCGGAAAUUUAUAAUGCGGAGGCGCCCACAGCUGGUCUUGCGUACGCUUUCCCAGAUCCGGAUGUUGCACGGUCCAAUUCAAUCUCUUCUACGACCGAAAAGUCGAGCGCACAGUUUUGCAGAAAAGGGAGCACGGCGGAAUCCUUUUCAAGCAGCAUCUACUCGGAUUCCCGUUUGCCUCGUGGUCAGCAUGAACUCCCUCAAAAUGUCCACCAUCAUUCGCUACAACAUAAACAAGUUCGUGGACUGAUUGGAGAGGCCGACCUACACGGCGGCAGUACCCCGUACAGCAGAACACCUGAGCUGAGGGUGACACAUAAGUUGGCGGAGCGGAAACGCCGUAGCGAGAUGAAGGAUUGCUUCGAGGCUCUGCGGAUGCGCCUCCCGCAAAGCCAGAACAACAAGUCAAGUAAAUGGGAGACUCUUACAAGAGCAAUUGAAUACAUUGGGCAACUGGAGAAGAUGCUGAGCAACGCUCGCCGGGAGAACGAUCUCCUCCGGACCGAAAUGGACGACAUGCGGGCCCAGCUUAAUCAGCAGCAGCAGCAACAACAACAACAAGCUAAUGGGCAAUCACGACCGCAGUCAAUGUUCGAGCAUCAUUCGAUGGCCACGCCUCAGGCUAAUGGGCAAUCACAUGGCGCUAUGUUUCCUAGUUACGCCCCAGCCGCUGGGAUGACGCAGGAGCAGCCACGGACUUUACCGCCUCUGAUGAAUGGGUCUGUCGCACCAAUGCAAGGCGUGCAGUACACCGAUGAGCGACGGUAAUACAACAAAGGAAA